Bathycoccus prasinos is the source of this 1767-nucleotide messenger RNA. RefSeq lists its product with no specific name. The coding region runs from base 1 to 1767 and encodes 588 amino acids. The transcript has a single exon. NCBI's taxonomy places the organism in Eukaryota, Viridiplantae, Chlorophyta, Mamiellophyceae, Mamiellales, Bathycoccaceae. The record is from RefSeq and is a predicted model, not a curated record.
AUGGGUGUGCAGAUUUCGUGGGGAGAACUCUUCUCCCCGAUGACGUAUGUAAAAUUCACGAAGAAAAUAAACAUCCCUCGCGCGACGUGUUUCGUCGUCUCCGUAAUUUCCGGGAGGAAAUGUUUGUCCAGAGGAGGAGGAUCAUCAUCAUCAUCGGGAGAAGAAGGAACAGAAGAAUCCUUGGUAACGCAAUCGCUCUUCACCGCGCCGAUGAUCGUGUUCAUGCGAGAGUUUCUCGUUGGUACGAGCGAGUCGAGACGGAACGCGUUGCUCGGUGUGGCCACCCCGGUGGUCGCGUCUGUCGUGAGAUUGCGAUGGAUGAAAAAACUGACCGCCUCGGAAGUCGUGAGGGUGUUUGUUCCAGAGAAAGAGAAAAACAAAGCGAAGAAAACGAGCACGACAAAAACACUGUUAAAAACUGGGAAACACGUCAUCUCGUACAAGAAAUUCAUCGAGAACCAUUGCGACGACAAAGGGUUGGUGAACGCGUUUUCGGUGUUGGUGCUCGCGGCGUCGGUUAUGCCGGAAGAUUUGAGAGAAAUGAGUUUCUUACCGGGCGGACCGGUGGUGCGUAUUUUCAGCGACAGGUUCAAAUUCGGCAUCGACGCCGUGCAAUUGCCGAAAUUGAACAUGCCCAGAGUUGGGAACUUUUUCGUUUUUGACGUGUAUUCGGCGCAGAACGAAACGUUGUUUGGAGGUCGAGGCCAAGGGUUCAGGUACAAUCUCUUCUUGACGCCGAGAUACCUGGCGUUUGAUUUACCGAGAUACGCGUUCAAACAGUUCAAACAAUCGAAAUUGGCGAAAGCGAAGUGCAUCGUCAAAUCCCAAAAGUUUGGGUUUGAACUCGACUUGAUCGAAACGUUCAAUCCGUUCACGUUACCGCAACGAGUGUUUUUCCGCGCGAGCAAAGUGGUUGGUCGAGUCGGCAACGCCGUGAUUGCGAAACCGGCGCAGAUGGCGCAGAGACAAUUCGUUCGAACGGUCUUACGAAGAGAACCGAGAGCGCCGAGACAGUUGACGUUUUUCGAACGCUUGCAAGUUAUGCUCGGAUUGGCCGAUCCGGAGCAAAUUGCCAACGAACCAGAAUCGCCGAGAAGUUCGUUGUUGCCGUUCUCGAAGCCAGAGGCGCCGAGCUCGAAAUCUGCCUCCAAAAACGGCAGCAAAAGAGGCUCCAAGGCGAGCUCAAAAGCGGCAUCGGGAAGAAGCACGCCCGCGUUGGCCAUCUUUGGCAGCAAUAACGACGAAAGCACCAUCAGUGGAACAAAAAAGAACGAAAAGAAAAACAAGAAUAACAAAACCGACACCAAGAAAGACUCUACUUCUUACGAGAAAGCUUCCUCCUCCGCCUCCGUCUCGAAGAAGAAAACCUCCAACGACGCCGCCGCCGCCGCCUCCUCCGCGUCCGAUUUGACGCAACUGUUACCGAGAUUAAAAUCCUUCUCCGAAAUCAAAGAAGACGUGGACUCGUUCUUCCAAGGCACGCCGGAAGAGCAAGCCGCGAGAAAGAAAACCCAAGAAGAGGCGAAGAAGAAAUUCGAACAGGAGCAAAAAAAGAAGCAAAAAGAGUUGGCGCAAAAACGCGAGCGCGAGUUGAAAGAACAAAAGAAGAAAGCGCAGGAAGAGGAAAGGUUGAGAGAGUUGGCGGAAGCCGAUGGCAGGCGAAUGGUCGAAGUGAACGAUUCGUACUUUAACAGAUACGUUCCGGACGUCGCGGAAACUUUACCCGCUUUCAAAGCGCCUUCCGCCGUGGAAGUCCCGAAGAAGUAA